Mesocestoides corti is the source of this 399-nucleotide messenger RNA. The record is from the annotation of a GenBank genome assembly. NCBI's taxonomy places the organism in Eukaryota, Metazoa, Platyhelminthes, Cestoda, Cyclophyllidea, Mesocestoididae.
AUGCAUUAUAUUUCAGCUCCUCCCAUCGAAUGCCUUCAGUGCUAUAUCUGCAACUCCUCCGUCUCACCUGGAUGCCUUGACAGCGAGUUCAAAUCCCAUGUUUUAAGCACAAACCUCCAGCCAUCUUUUUGCAAUGCACGUGAUGCAAUGUACUGCAUAAAAACUACGACAAUAUACGGAGCUAUAAUGGGGACAACGCGAUUCUGCAGCGGUAAGGAUCUUGGAAAUCAAUGCCAGUAUGUCGACUUCCCCGAUCACGACAGAAUUUAUCGAGCCUGCGUAUUUACAUGCGAAGGUGACGCCUGCAACCAAUCACAGACCUCUUCCCCUAGUGCUCCUGUUUUUCUCAUCUUAAUUCUUGUUUUUGUUUUUCAAAAUUUAGAAGACAUAAUUUACUGA